This is a messenger RNA of Hermetia illucens (black soldier fly), 3505 nucleotides long. It is a transcript of the gene Fim, whose product is annotated as plastin-1. Gene Ontology annotation, cellular component: actin filament; cytoplasm; actin filament bundle. The transcript has 6 exons. Gene Ontology annotation, molecular function: calcium ion binding; actin filament binding. The record is from RefSeq and is a predicted model, not a curated record. The coding region runs from base 457 to 2352 and encodes 631 amino acids. Lineage: Eukaryota; Metazoa; Arthropoda; Insecta; Diptera; Stratiomyidae. Gene Ontology annotation, biological process: actin filament network formation; actin filament bundle assembly.
UUUCUCCAGUCUCCAUCGAACAUUCAAAGUGUAUUUGUCAAUUGCGUGCCGUGGAAGUAGCUGUGGUCGCAGCUCGUGUACGUUGCCGUUUUUCGCAAUUUUUAUUUGAAUUAGAACACUUCCAAGUGGAAUUUCUGUGUUUAACCGCGAACUGUCAUCCCCUGAUUCCUUUCCAAAAUAUUUUAAUCCCAUCCGAGCGUGUGUAUGAAUUUGUUUUCACGUCUCGAAAAGAACAUUCCAAAUUGCCACCCGGGAGUUCCCACUGAAAGUCGGUAGUUCUCCAGCAGCGGCGCGUCCUCAGUUCAGAAGGCAAAAAGAAAAAAGUGAUACCGAGAAAUUUGUGUUCCGCGUUUUGAGUUCUGGUGUUCGCGUUCGUGGAAUUUGUAAGCGUCGCUCAAUUGUUCGGACUUCUAGGUACUGAGGACAGUUUGGAAAGUUUUCGGAAGCAUAGCGAAAAUGGCAUCAACAAUGCGAACAUUAUCGCCCGAGGAGCGAGCAGAAAUGCAGGAGAAGUUCACAGAAAUCGACAAGAACAACGACGGUUUCAUAGAAUUAAAAGAACUCAAAGAAGCACUCGAUCAAGUUGGCUUCAAAUUACCUGGAUAUCAAGUUCGUGAAAUGAUCGAUGAGUUCACCAACAAACAACGAGCCUCGAAUCAGGGCAAAUUAUCCUACAAAGAAUUCGAGGAUUUGUGUCUUGACUUAAAGGCGAAAGAUAUCGGUCACACAUUCAAAACAGUUGUUUCGAAAAAAGAGAAUCUAGAAACGUUGGGUGGCAUGUCUAGUAUAUCAUCAGAAGGUACAACACAUUCAGUCCGUCUCGAAGAACAGUUGGCUUUCUCCGACUGGAUAAAUUCAAAUCUAAGUCACGAUCCCGAUCUUAAACACCUACUGCCCAUUGAUUCGGAAGGAAAAGCACUCUACCAGAAGAUCAAAGAUGGAAUUUUACUAUGUAAAAUUAUCAAUCAUUCAUGCCCGGAUACAAUUGAUGAACGUGCUAUAAAUAAGAAAAAUUUAACGGUGUAUACGGAAUUUGAAAAUCUUACCCUAGCUCUAGUCUCAUCACAGGCGAUCGGAUGCAAUAUAGUGAAUAUUGAUGCUCAUGAUUUGGCCAAAGGCAAACCACAUCUUGUGCUGGGUCUUCUAUGGCAAAUUAUUCGAAUCGGUCUGUUUAGUCAUAUUACGUUAGAUAGUUGUCCAGGAUUGGCAGGCUUGUUGUAUGACGGUGAACAUUUGGAAGAUUUGAUGAAAUUAUCACCCGAAGCGAUCCUUUUACGUUGGGUUAAUCAUCAUCUGGAGAAAGCCGGAAUAUCGCGUCGAUGCACAAAUUUCCAGAGCGAUAUUGUUGAUUCAGAAAUCUACACACAUUUACUUAAACAGAUAGCUCCGAAUGAUGCCAAUGUGAAUAUGGAUGCCUUGAGGGAACGCGACCUGAUAGCACGGGCUGAAAUCAUGCUACAGCAAGCCGCUAAAUUGAAUUGCCGCAGUUUCUUAACGCCACAAGAUGUUGUGAAUGGUGUCUAUAAAUUGAACUUAGCCUUCGUUGCGAAUCUUUUCAACAAUCAUCCGGGUUUAGACAAACCGGAACAGAUUGAAGGUCUCGAAACAAUUGAAGAGACCCGAGAGGAAAAAACAUAUCGAAAUUGGAUGAACUCAAUGGGUGUUUCACCGCACAUAAAUUGGUUGUAUUCGGAUUUAGCCGACGGCUUAGUUAUUUUCCAACUCUUCGAUAUCAUUAAGCCGGGCAUUGUGAACUGGAAUAGAGUGCACAAACGUUUCUCACAUCUCAGGAAAUUUAUGGAGAAAUUGGAAAACUGCAAUUAUGCUGUGGAGUUGGGUAAACAAUUGAAAUUCUCGCUCGUGGGAAUUGCCGGACAAGAUUUAAAUGAUGGCAAUGCAACAUUAACAUUGGCUUUAAUCUGGCAACUGAUGCGUGCUUACACCCUAUCAAUUCUAUCACGGCUGGCUAACACAGGGAAUCCAAUUAUUGAAAAGGAAAUAACAGUUUGGGUGAAUAAGAAAUUGGCAGAAGCUGGCAAGACAACGAGUUUGAGAAACUUCCAAGAUCCAGCUAUAGCCGAUGGACGCAUUGUGAUCGAUUUGAUAGAUGCAAUCAAACAGGGAAGCAUAAAUUACGAAUUAGUCCGGAAUGGAGGAACCGAAGAAGAUAACCUCGCAAAUGCAAAAUAUGCCAUCUCAAUGGCGCGUAAAAUUGGUGCACGUGUCUACGCCUUACCCGAGGAUAUCACCGAAGUGAAACCCAAAAUGGUUAUGACAGUGUUUGCAUGUCUGAUGGCUAUGGACUACAUUCCGAAUAUGGACAGUGUACAAAACAAUGUAAAUAGUGAAUAAGUCAAAGAAAGUACAGUACAUUAGCGUAACGCUUUAAUUUUAAGUGUAACUAUAAAUAAUUUUGUAAUUAAAGCAUUUAUAUGGAAGUGAAGUAAAUCGAGUAACUAAAACUUGUGACCAAACAAGAUUUGGUACUAAUAUAAAAGUAAGAUAGAGAAUAGUGAUUAGAUAUUCUCGAGUAAUGUUAUCAUGCUAUAAGACAAAACAAUCGUACUAACGAAAGAAACGUACAUUUUUCAUGUAGAUUAAGUGGAAACAUCUUUAUUUUUGUUAGAUUUUUCAAAGUAUUGUGUAUUUAAUUUGAAAUGAAUUAUUUUUUUUAAUUUUCGCUUGAAUGACUUUAUUUGCUUUAUAUUUUGGAAUUCCUGUCACGAGGGUAGAAAAACACAAUGAAAUUUCUACUUAGCGAGAGAUGUAAUGGCGUUUUAUAUUUUUAUUUUCAUAUCGAUGGGUUGUAUUGAAUGAAGAUUCUUAAGUUAUGAUUGCAUUGGAGCAAGGAAAACUCUAGAUCAAACUCAUGAAAUCCUUUUGUCAUUUUCUAUAGUUUUUUGUCAGAUCAAAUAUUGGGUGUAGCGCGAUAAUUUUCGGAAAUUAUUAUUUUAGUUCAUUUUUGAAUUAUGAUGUGAUCAUGGAUAUCAAAAAAGACACUCAAAUUCCUUUUUAUAAAACAAAAUGAUAAUAUUAGAUAUUUAAAAAAAAAAUUCAUGAAAUGAUUCGCGUAUAGUGCCAUCGUAAACAAACCAUUUAUAAUACCUAAUACAAUGAAUAUUUUGUGCAAUUUUACAUGGAACAUUUUUUUAAACUUUCCAAAACUGUUUUUGGUGUAACUUUAUAUAUACGUAGGCAUGUAUAUCAUUUUCCUAAUGAAAAUCAGGUUCUUGUGUGAUUUUUGUGUUUCGUAAAAAGACCCAAUGAAAUUUUCUUUUAAUUUACUUUCAGUUUUCUUUUCUUAGUGAAUAAGUGUAAUGAUGAGUUUACCAACCUGAAAUGUAUUUUAUUUAUAAAAAUAACAUUAAAUUGAAGGAGUAGAAAAGAAAAAUAAGACAUCGAUAACUUCCAAUUUUUACCAACCAAUUUAUACAGCAUAAAAGAAAUGAAAAUAACAUUCAGCAUUGUCAUUUUAUAAUAUAAUAAAUUAUAUUAAGCUUCAGAU